UUGCAUAGACCUAUCAUGGAUAAUCAAUUCCACUUGCUGCCAUUGACCUUCACCUUCAUAGUGUUCAUUUUUAUGGUGUUUAAGCUACGUAUGAGACCCGAAAUAAAGGACUCACCGGAAAAAAUACCUCCUGCACCAUGGAAACUACCUCUUAUAGGGCACUUGCACCAUUUACUUUUCUCUCUUCCCCAUCACCGCUUGACGGAAUUAGCCAAUAAGCAUGGUCCCGUGAUGCGCCUUCAACUCGGUGAAUUAUCACUCGUUGUUGUUUCUUCUCCAGAUGCUGCGAAAGAAGUGUUGAAAACACAUGAUAUCAAUUUUGCCAACAGGACCCCUCUCCUCUGUGGAGAAAUCAUAUGGUAUAAUUGUACAGAUAUUGUUUUUGCACCAUAUGGAGGCUAUUGGAGGCAGCUUCGAAAAGUUUGUACCAUGGAGCUGCUAACUACCAAACGUGUACAAUCAUUUCGAUCCAUCAGAGAAGAGCAGGUAUCAAUUUUAAUUCGAUCCAUCUUUUCCAAUACGGGAUCGAAAAUAAACAUCGGAGAAAUGUUAUGCAACUUAUCAUACAACAUCACUUCAAGGGCUUCUAUCGGCGGAAGGUGCAAGCAACAUGAAGCUUUCAUUUCAACCGUGAGGGAAGUUCUGGAUGCGGUACCUGUUUUUAGUAUUUCUGAUCUGUUUCCUUCUGUCAAGUUGCUUCCAAUAAUCCUUGGCAUGAGAGCCAAACUUGAGAGGCUUCACCAUGAGUUAGACGCGAUGCUUGAAAGCAUCAUUGAAGAACAUAGAGUUAGCAAUGCAAAUCCGAGUACCGGUGAUGAUGCAACGGAGGAUCUACUAGAUGUUCUUUUCAAUCUUCAGGAUCAUGGAGGUCUUGAAUUUCCCUUAACAACUGACAACAUCAAAGCUGUUCUCCUGGACAUUCUCAUGGGUGGAACUGAGACAUCUUCUUCAACAGUUGAAUGGGCAAUGUCCGAAAUGAUGAAAAAUCCUAGAACCAUGGAGAAAGCACAAGCCGAGGUGAGGCGAGUAUACAAUAGAACAGGCAAUGUCAAUGAAUCGGACCUUCAUGAAUUGAAAUACUUGAAGUUAGUUAUCAAGGAAACACUAAGAUUACACCCUCCUGUAUCUUUGCUAAUUCCAAGAGAAAAUACUGAGAGAUGUGAGAUUAAUGGAUAUGAGAUACCAGCCAAGACCAAAGUGGUUGUUAAUGUAUGGGCAAUUGGAAGAGAUCCCAACAACUGGAAUGAAGCCGACAAGUUCAAACCGGAGAGAUUCAUCAAUAGUGUAGUCGACUAUAAAGGGUCUAACUUCGAAUAUAUUCCCUUUAGUGCUGGAAGGAGGAUAUGUCCUGGCAUGUCAUAUGGAAUGGCUGUUGUUGAGCUUUCCCUUGCACAAUUACUUUAUAAUUUUGAUUGGAAGCUCCCUAAUGGGAUGAAAACCCAGGAUUUGGAUAUGGCUGAGGUGUUUGGUCUUACUGUUAGAAAGAAAAGAGAGCUGCAUUUGAUUCCAAUUCCAUACCACCCAUCACCAUGUGUUCAAUAGUUAGAAAUAUAUCACAGAUGAUCUCGUUGUAAUGCUGGUGAGAGGAUUUUCAGAUCACCUUUGUAUCUAAAUAAUGCUCCAUUGUAGCAGGGUUGUAGCAUGCUUAAAAGAAUAAUUAAGUGUAAUGUUAUUCACACUC
Hibiscus syriacus is the source of this 1681-nucleotide messenger RNA. Its product is annotated as premnaspirodiene oxygenase-like. The record is from RefSeq and is a predicted model, not a curated record. Bases 16 to 1542 code for a protein of 508 amino acids. Gene Ontology annotation, molecular function: monooxygenase activity; oxidoreductase activity, acting on paired donors, with incorporation or reduction of molecular oxygen; heme binding. Lineage: Eukaryota; Viridiplantae; Streptophyta; Magnoliopsida; Malvales; Malvaceae. The transcript is spliced from 2 exons.